Molecule: messenger RNA, 1008 nt
Organism: Lycium ferocissimum
Lineage: Eukaryota; Viridiplantae; Streptophyta; Magnoliopsida; Solanales; Solanaceae
Exons: 3
Coding region: 228-662 (144 amino acids)
Source: RefSeq, a predicted model, not a curated record
UCAGUUGUUUUCGUUGCAUUUUGGGAGUAGACGUCAGUUUGUUAUUUGCACAUAGGUAGCAACAUAUAUAAAUUUACUCUGAUGAUAGUACCUUCAAUAGCAUGUCCCGCAUUGAUUCACAUUCUAAACUUUAUAACUUCUUUUAUUGUUAAUUGUUGCAUCUUGUGUCUCGUUAAGUGUUAAAGUAGAACUUUCAUCUUUGGUAUUUUCCAACAAUUUGAGAGUAAAUGAUUUUUCCAUUCAAUUUCCGUUCAUGUUUGACGAUUCGUGUUGAAUAUUAUUUUUCAUUGUCUAUGAAGGAAGUAAAAUUUCACUCGGGAAACCAUCAAAGCAACAUUCAACCACUUUGUAUCAAGCACAUAAAUUUGGCAAUACUCUUUUCGUCAGUAUCAAGAUAUGAAUCUUUACUUGAUGAAUUGUUUAGUUACUUCCAUCCCCGGACCGUGCUGGUGAGGAUGAAUUCAGAUGCCCUAAAACAUAACUUUAUACAGGUUCUAUUGAAUGAGCUCAAAGGUCGGGACAAAGAAUGUACCAAGCGUUACAAAUAUAUAAAUUACAUGUCCUGGCGCUACUUCUUGAAAGGCUACGAGAUCCUCGAAUCAACUACAAUUACAAGGAAAGGCGCCCAUCAAAUUAGCUUGGAGUUUCAAUGGUUUAAAUGAAUCAGAAUCACAGAUUGCAAGAGUACUUCUAUCUACCUGCUCAAAUACAUAUGUGGAACACAGUAUAGGUGUGCAAAUUACACUCCGAGCCAAAUAUAGGAGGUUUUCUUUUCAUGUAUUAUCCCUUAUUAUUACAAUAUGAGUUAAGAAAUUAAUCAGACCUAUUGUGCUUUUGUACACCUUUUCGAUGUUUCAUUGGAUCAGUAUGAUUUAGUCCUCCUUGAAAUUUUGAUAUAUGAAAUUGGUGAUUUUACUUAAACUGGGGUAUCUUACUAUGUUAUGUAUACUCUAUUAAUGAUGGUAUCUAGUCAAUGGUCUUAAUGGUGAAAACCGAAAUUUAAGUGAU